This is a messenger RNA of Apis dorsata (giant honeybee), 1042 nucleotides long. It is a transcript of the gene shrb, whose product is annotated as charged multivesicular body protein 4b. Gene Ontology annotation, biological process: vesicle budding from membrane; late endosome to vacuole transport via multivesicular body sorting pathway. The record is from RefSeq and is a predicted model, not a curated record. The transcript has 4 exons. The coding region runs from base 183 to 848 and encodes 221 amino acids. NCBI's taxonomy places the organism in Eukaryota, Metazoa, Arthropoda, Insecta, Hymenoptera, Apidae. Gene Ontology annotation, cellular component: cytoplasmic side of plasma membrane; ESCRT III complex; multivesicular body.
GAAUGUAUAGGAAUUUUAUAGUAACUUAGCGAUGAGUCAUAAUACAUAUCAGUGCCAAAAGAAAUAUGGCAGUAGUAUAUGAUUAAUGCAGAGUGCUGUUAAUUCUGCUUAAAGUAUAUGGUGUUUAUUAUAUUUUUAAAAGUGUGAUUAUAAUUUAAAUUUGAAUUAGAUUUAUUUACAAAAUGAGUUUCUUUAGUAAAGUAUUUGGUGGUAAAAAAGAACCGGCGCCUUUGUCAACAGCCGAUGCAAUACAAAAAUUACGGGAAACGGAGGAUAUGUUGAUAAAAAAACAAGAUUUCCUUGAAAAUAAAAUAGAAAUUGAAAUUCAAACUGCUAAGAAACAUGGAACAAAAAAUAAAAGAGCUGCAAUUCAAGCCCUUAAAAGAAAGAAACGUUAUGAAAAACAAUUGCAACAAAUUGAUGGUACACUCACUACAAUUGAAAGUCAAAGAGAAGCACUUGAAUGUGCGAAUACUAAUACUGCUGUACUUACGACAAUGAAAAAUGCAGCAGAUGCAUUAAAAUCUGUUCAUCAACAUAUGGAUGUUGAUCAAGUACAUGAUAUGAUGGAUGAUAUAGCUGAACAACAAGAUGUAGCAAGAGAAAUUUCUGAUGCAAUCUCUAAUCCUGUAGCAUUUGGACAAGAUGUAGAUGAAGAAGAAUUAGAAAAAGAAUUAGAAGAACUUGAACAAGAACAACUAGAUAAAGAAUUACUUGGUAUUGAACCUACUGAUGAAUUACCAAAUGUUCCAGCUACUGCUAUUCCAACUGCCCCAACUAGGACUCGCACAAAAGCUAAACCUGAAGAGGAUGAAGAUUUAAAAGAACUAGAAGCAUGGGCAUCAUAAGAUGGUAUUAAAAUAUUUGUAAAAAUAAAUUUGUAAGAAACUAAUAGUUAAAAUUAAGUAUCUACAAUUGAAAAUCAGAACAGUGUACGUCAAUACAUUUUUCGGAUUCAUACAAUUAUCCUAAUAUUAGUAACAGUAUUUUUUAUGCACUGUUAAAAAUAUUAAUUAAAAUAAUAAUUAAAUUUUCAUAAUAA